Oncorhynchus masou masou (cherry salmon) is the source of this 2123-nucleotide messenger RNA. Its product is annotated as zinc finger protein 596-like. The transcript is spliced from 4 exons. NCBI's taxonomy places the organism in Eukaryota, Metazoa, Chordata, Actinopteri, Salmoniformes, Salmonidae. Gene Ontology annotation, biological process: regulation of transcription by RNA polymerase II. Gene Ontology annotation, cellular component: nucleoplasm. The coding region runs from base 241 to 1803 and encodes 520 amino acids. Gene Ontology annotation, molecular function: RNA polymerase II cis-regulatory region sequence-specific DNA binding; DNA-binding transcription repressor activity, RNA polymerase II-specific. The record is from RefSeq and is a predicted model, not a curated record.
UUCAACAACACCGCUAAACCAUCUCUGUAGCUUGUUAGCCAACAUGAAAUACAAACAUUGAAGCUCUGUAGGCCAUUUUUGUGUAGCCACACGAAUCUCGGUGAUUUAAACACAGUUCUUUUAACGUAUCUACUAGUUCAAUUAAACGUGAUUUGCUUGCUAAAUUUGCACAUGUGUUACCGGGCCUAGCACUAGGCUAGUCGCUAAUGCUAAGUAGCUAGGUAGCUAACAUCCCUGACAAUGAGCUCACAAAGCUACUCUCCUGCUGCUAAUGAAGAGGAGGUCUGCUGGACGGAGAAAGCAGCUAUGGGGAUGAACAUUGUCAUUAAAGAAGAAGAGGAGGAUAUUACAGUGAUAGGAACGGAAGAAGCUUGUCGAAUUAAAACAGAGGCAGAGGAGGAAGGGAUAGAGGCUGUCACGGUGGAAGAGGAGGUAGAAGCUUUCAGAAUAAAAAAGGAGAUGGCUUCCUCUAUCACAUUGAAAGAAGAGCCUUUUGGAGUGAAGGAGGAGUCAAUAACAUUGAAAGAAGAGAAACCUUUUGGGGUGAAAGAAGAGGAGACAGAAGAUCCGGUUAACACUGAUCCACAAACGAGGCAAUAUGCCGUUUCCUGGCCCUCCCAGGGCUCUACAGUGAAUGAGGACAUCAGAAAGACACAGGAAGAAUCUAAUGUGACACCUGUGAGUCCCAGACAGUUUGGUGGUGAUGACGAUGCUAUUCACUGCGACAAAGAAUGGGACGUGAAAGACAAGGAUUGGUUUCCUAGCAACAGGCUGAAGGCGGAGUCGGCUCCAGAGAGCCACACCCCAGAGCAGAGGGGGAGUGGUGACAUGUCUUUCCCUCUCCCAGAGUCCCCAGGUCGUGCCUCUCCCACUGUUGCCUUACUGUGGGGUCUGAAGAGGGUGUCUGUGCAGCUGGUCGACUGCAGGAAAACACCGGGUCUGCGUGGAACUGUGAGAGGAGAAGAAGAGGGAGAUUCAGAUUCAACAGGUGAAAGACCAGACUCAGAGGAACCAGAGCCAGAGACAUCCAAACCAGUAAGACGACACCACUGCUCCCAGUGUGGAAAGAGUUUUACCCGGUUAGGGUCCUUGAAAAGGCAUGAAGGAAUACACGCAGGAGAGGAGACUUACCACUGCUCCCAGUGUGGAAAGAGUUUUACCAGGUUAUUUAGCCUGAAACGACAUGAGAUGAUACACACAGGAGAAAAGCCUUUCCACUGCUCCCAAUGUGGAAAGAGUUUUACCCGGUUAUGGCACCUGCAAAUGGAUGAGAGAAGGCACAGAGGAGAGAAGCCUUUCCGCUGCUCCGAUUGUGGAAAGAGUUUUACCCAAUUAGGGAGCCUGAAAGAACAUGAGAGAAUGCACACAGGAGAAAAGCCCUUCCACUGCUCACUUUGUGGAAAGCGUUUUACCCAUUUAGGAAGCCUGAAAGGACAUGAGAGCAUGCACAGAGGAGAAAAGCCCUUCCACUGCUCACAUUGUGGAAAGCGUUUUACCCGUUUGGGGCACCUGAAAGCACAUGAGAGAAUUCACACAGGAGAAAAGCCCUUCCACUGCUCCCUGUGUGGGAAGAGUUUUACUCAGUUAGGGGGCCUGACAAAACAUAUGAUAUUACACAAAGGAGAGAAGCAUUUCCACUGCUCUCUGUGUGGAAAGAGUUUUAUCCAGUUAUGGGGCCUGAAAACACAUGAGUGGACACACAUAAAAGAGAAGCCUCACCCCUGUUCCCAGUGUGGAAAGAGUUUCACACAGUCAAGAUACCUGAAAAAACAUGAGUUGACACACUCCGCAGAGAAGCCUUGAAAUAAUCCACAUUGCAGAGAAAUAUAUAUUGGAAAGAUAUUUAACUAGUUAAGGAACCUGAAAGACCACUAGGAGAAAUGCCUUACCACUGCUCCCAGUGUGGAAAGAGAUAUUUAACAAUAAUACAUCAGUUCAUUAAUGAAUUAACACAUACAGUGCUCCAACACUUGUCUCAUUUUUGACUGACUGUUUAUGCCACACGAAAUCAAAUUGUACAAAGUGAACUCAAUGUUUUUUUAACAUGAAUUGGACAUAGAGUGAGUAUAUCUGUUUCAAUAUAGAGUAGGUCAGUUGUAAUGCUUUUUAAAUAAAUUAUAACU